AUGGCCGACGCUCCGUAUGAUCCUUACGUUCCCAAGAACGGCGCCGAAGCAGCUGGCGGCGUAUCGCGCACGCAGGCGCUUCAAGGUGAAAUCGAUGCAACCGUCCAAGUAAUGCGAAAGAAUAUCGAGAAUGUGGCUCAGCGUGGCGACCGCCUGGAUGUCCUGCAAGAUAAGACGGAUAACCUGGCAGAGUCCGCACAAGGUUUCCGUCGUGGUGCCAACCGAGUUCGCAAGGCAAUGUGGUGGAAAGACAUGAAGAUGCGAGUCUGCAUCGUUGUUGGAAUUAUCCUCCUCUUGGUUGUCAUCAUUGUUCCAUCAGGUAAGUUGUCAAUAUGA
This is a messenger RNA of Trichoderma virens Gv29-8, 336 nucleotides long. RefSeq lists its product as uncharacterized. Gene Ontology annotation, molecular function: SNAP receptor activity; syntaxin binding. The transcript has 2 exons. Gene Ontology annotation, cellular component: SNARE complex; plasma membrane. Gene Ontology annotation, biological process: vesicle-mediated transport; vesicle fusion. The coding region runs from base 1 to 336 and encodes 111 amino acids. NCBI's taxonomy places the organism in Eukaryota, Fungi, Ascomycota, Sordariomycetes, Hypocreales, Hypocreaceae. The record is from RefSeq and is a predicted model, not a curated record.